GAGACAGUAGCUGUAUCCUUUUUAGUCAAAUUAAGUUAUUACAUGUAUAAUAUAUCAAUAAGGUGUUUUAAUUAAUUUAAAGAAAGGUAUUUCUGUUUUUAGAAGAAAUUACAAAAGUAAUGGAUCGUAUCGUAGAUACAUUAUUGAGUCUACUACAGGACGAAGAACGAAUGCUAGGAAGGGAUGAAGCUAUAUAUUCCUUGGAUGACUUGAUCAGCAUUGGAGUCUGUCCAGAUCAUUCGAAGAGUUUCUGGAAGAAAAAAUACUGCACUAUUAAUCGGGUAUGUCAUCGUUCAUUGCUGUCGCGAUUCUGAGUCUCUUGACGAUGCAUAACAUCACGAAGCUCGUAACAUCGCGUCUUUCCGCCGAUUCGAUUGGAAUACCAAUCGAAAAGAUAGCAAAAGUGUAAAUAAAACAAGAAAGAAGAUGCGAACGUGACGGAAUAUAAUUAUUUUCUCUCGUUUUUCUUCUACUAGGAAUUAUUUAAUUAAUCAGAUAAUUAUUUCAGGCGUUGAUUACACGAUUUGUUUGGACAUAGAAAGGGAAAACGAUCGGUGCGAAAUAAUGACGAAUAAAAUCAUUUCCGACGAUAGAACAACUGUCUCGGAUAAUACCCCAAACAGAUUACACUAUACUUGGCUAUCGCAGCAGUGCGAGGUGCGCAUCGGUCCCAAGUAUGUUAUAAGAAAAUACAGUUUCUUCGAGAAUGGAACAUUUCUCCUGCUGCAAUAUCAUUAUGCCGAAGACUCGUGCAGCAUCGCGACGUACACCGUGGUGGCUCGAGGUUCUAUUGAAAUUUCCUCGCCUUCAAUUACAGUCCCAGGUGCCACAGAAGCUAAUGUUCAACUAUUUUCAGUUCACUUGAUACCUUUUAAUAGACAGAUCGCUCACAAAUUUGGACAUAAGAUGAAUUCGAGUUGCGGUGGUAUCGAAACAAAGUGGCGCCCAUAUUCGUCGCAACUAAUUUAUGAACAUCCCGGAGAUUUUCCGUCGACCGUAAACGAUUACGAAUUGAAUUCGAAUUCGUUACAGAGUCGAUUACCACGACCCAGAAAGCAACACACAUUGGACUGCUUGGAAUUCUUCGGCAUCGAGUUUAUUGAGUUAAGAUUGCUUCGGGUGGAGAUAAAACAAUUCAGUUUAGCAACAAAUUCUUCAAAUCGUAAAACAAACGAUACAGAUAAACAGCGUGGAAGAGUGGAAUUAUUACUCGGUGAACUGACUCGAAAUGUUCGUUCCGAAAAGGCAGAAUCAGUUCCAAAUCGAUUACAAUCCACAACGCUGUUGCGCGCUGACACUGCUAUUGGUUGUCCAAUUUGUGGCAGUGUAUUUCGUGCCACCGAGUUCAGUCCACCGUUGUUUCAUCAAAUUCCUCUAUUUCCAGCCGUGAUCGGCGGCCGUUGGUUGAGCGUCAGGUGUGAAAGCGUCGACGGAGGUUUCUGGUCCAGGAGAUUUUUUCGAAUAUACUCGGAAGAUAAUCGAUGGUCUGCACGUUGGACGUAUUAUGCUGAUCCAACAUGUUCGAAUUCCUUGUACGUAGUUACCGCAGCUGGUAAUUACAUUCAGCGAGCAUUUGGACAAAAACGAAGUGGGACAAGUCGAUUUAGGAGGGUCUUCAAUACUCGAAAUUCUGAACGAUUAAGUAAAAGGACAUUCAACGACGAUGUUGAUGCAAAUAAGUUCAAAGAUGUCGUGCUACCCUUUGGUACAACAGAAUUAGAGUUACAGAUUGUUGAGAGUCUGUCAAUUCCUGUCAGCAACGCAGUAUCAACUCUUUGUGGUAGAACUAUGAAAGGAAGUAAAGAAACUAAAAAAGUAAAAGGAGUGUCAGCAAAAUCAGGGAAAAGUUCCAUUUUGUAUUUAUGGUCGAAAAGUUGUGUACCACGAACUGUUCAGGCUCCAGCAACUUUAUUAUUUAAAGCGAAAGUCAGUCUUGAUUGGAACGGGGAUUACAUACUUCUUCUAGCCUCGUGGAAAGAUGAUCUCUGGAACGCGCCUCUGUAUCGAUGCUCCGGAAUUGCUUCACGAAAUUACUUUCGAACGGAGAAUAGUUUGCGUGGUUCUCUACACGAGUAUUCAUAUCAUCUGCCAUUUUUUAAAGCACGCAAUCGAUUCAAACGUCUGAGCAGACAUGGACGACACUGGUUCUCUUCCACCUUUUCUUCUUAUUUUUUGACCAGCGGUGCUUUGUUCGCGCACCCAGCACCAUUACUUCUUUUAUACUGCUUUCUUGCCGUUAAUAAACCACAGUUCAUAGAGUGAUGAGAGUGUAUAAAUUAAUCGUAUAAACUGAUUAUCGAAAAUUAACGCAUUAUAUGAAAAUUACAACUCUGUAUUUUAAGAAUGAUAAAGUGAAGAAAUUAUUCGUAAAAUACGAGUGAUUAAUUGAUACUAAAUCCAA
Messenger RNA from Megachile rotundata (alfalfa leafcutting bee), 2401 nucleotides. Its product is annotated as protein APCDD1. Gene Ontology annotation, molecular function: Wnt-protein binding. Gene Ontology annotation, cellular component: plasma membrane. The record is from RefSeq and is a predicted model, not a curated record. Lineage: Eukaryota; Metazoa; Arthropoda; Insecta; Hymenoptera; Megachilidae. Gene Ontology annotation, biological process: negative regulation of Wnt signaling pathway.